Molecule: messenger RNA, 657 nt
Organism: Chaetura pelagica (chimney swift)
Lineage: Eukaryota; Metazoa; Chordata; Aves; Apodiformes; Apodidae
Product: leukotriene C4 synthase-like
Exons: 6
Coding region: 1-657 (218 amino acids)
Biological process (GO): leukotriene biosynthetic process
Cellular component (GO): nuclear envelope; endoplasmic reticulum; membrane
Molecular function (GO): leukotriene-C4 synthase activity; glutathione transferase activity; enzyme activator activity
Source: RefSeq, a predicted model, not a curated record
AUGAGAAACCAAAUAGACCUGCUAGCCACUGUCACAGUUUUGGGAGUCCUGGAGCAAGCCUAUUUUGUGCUGCAGGUGAUCUAUGCCCGACGGAAGCACAAGAUCCCCCCUCCUGAGACAAGAGGUCACCCUGAAUUUGAGCGGAUCUUCAGAGCUCAGGUGAAUUGCUCAGAGUACUUCCCAAUCUUCCUUUCACUACUCUGGGUUGCUGGAAUCUUCUUCCAUCAAGGUGUGGCCGCGCUCUGCGGGCUGCUCUACCUCUACACCCGCUUCAAGUACUUCCAGGGAUACAGCGCGGCUGCACAGGAACGGUUGGGGCCUCUCUAUGCCAGUGCCCGGCUGCUCUGGCUGCUGCUGGGGCUGGCGGUGGCCGGGCUGCUGGCACAUUUCCUGCCAGGCACAGUGCGGCGUAGUUUAUUGUUUUGUUUUCCCUGCCAUACUCACAGCUCCAACCCCUUUGGGUUUGUUCCAUCUUCACCCUUGCUUCAUCCUCAGCUGUGGCCAGGACCGUUACCUGGGCAAAGGCAAGGCAGGCUUCGGCCCCUGGCCGGCUCAGUCCCAGCGUGCCUGCAGGGUCAGCUGGCAGGGCUCAAAGUGACCAAGCCUGCCCUGCUCUGUCCCCAAAGAAAGCCAAGACUUUGCCCUGUCCUGGGCUGA